Messenger RNA from Podarcis lilfordi (Lilford's wall lizard), 28367 nucleotides. The record is from the annotation of a GenBank genome assembly. NCBI's taxonomy places the organism in Eukaryota, Metazoa, Chordata, Lepidosauria, Squamata, Lacertidae.
AUGGCGAAGAUCCGGGUGUCUUACGAGUACACCGAAGCCGAGGACAAGAGCAUCCGGCUGGGCUUGUUCCUCAUCGCCACGGGCAUCGUGUCUCUCUUCAUCCUGGGCUUCUGCUGGCUCAACCCGGCCCUGCAGGACCUGCAGGGCAAAGCGGCCAACUGCACGGUGGUGUCGGUGCAGCAGGUCGGCGAGCUCUUCGAGUGCACUUUCACGUGCGGCGCCGACUGCAAGGGCACCGCGCUCUACCCCUGCCUCCAGAUCUACGUCAACAACUCCGAGUCCGACGCCCGGGCGCUGCUGCACCAGGACGAGCACGAGCUGCUGGCCAACCCCAAGGUAAGCCCGGAGGAGGCGCAGCCCCGGAACCCUCCUCGGCAAGCGCUCCUCGCCAGCGGGAGCGCCCUCUGGGCGUGUGCAGAGGGCAACCCGCUGAAAUCUUGGGACCUCGGAGGAAGGGUUGGGGAGGGGGAUGAACAGGAGUGAUUUGACCUGGGGCGCGUUGGGGGUUUGAGAAAGGAAGCCCCGUUACUCGCCUGCCCGAUCCGCCAGGGGAUCCGCAGAAAGGCGGGAUUGGUGCCCUCGUCCUGGAGUUGGGCGAGUGUAAGCAGGGGCAGCCUGUUGCGCCUCCGUGCGUCCCCAGGUGUCUCCACUGGACUCUGCGGGCAACGAUCGACUCUCGGACCAAGAAAGAGGGUCAGGAGGCUCCGGGGAUGUUCCGGGACUCGAGACAGCUGGCAACUCUUGCGGCUUCGUCAGUGCCAGAGGAGCUUGCCGCGGAUCUGUCCAACUGGCCGGGGACCCGAGUCCAGAGCCCCGUAGCCCAGAACAUCCUGUCCGUUCCACAGAAUGCAAGACCUCCUGCCCAUUGGGCCGCCCACGCUCUAGAAGUCGCCCGCUCCAAUAGGAAGCCGGGGCUCCGGUUCUUUUCAGAGUAGCCAGAAGCGCAGCGAGCGCAGCUUUGGAAAGUUUGCGCCGAUGACAUUUUGCGCUGGUGGGGAUGCCUUUCCCCACUGCGCCUCCUCCCCCCUUUACUGGUUGGGAUCUCUGCUGGAGCAGGUGGUAUAACGGGGUUCCUGAGAGCGUGCAGAGCGCUUUUACUUACAGAACUGUUUUGCCUUCUCAUUACACCUCAGGGUAACGAAGGUUGCCCAAAACUGGCAUGUUAUAGUGGUUAGAGUGCAAGAGAGGCUCUGCCUCAAAUCCCUAUUGUGUGGCAAAGCUCGCGGGGUGACCUUGGGACACCUGUUCUUUCUUACCACAUAGCCUCCCUCACAGGGUUGUUGUUGUGGGGAUAAAUGUCAAGGAGAGGGUAUAUUCGCCACCCUGGGCUCCUUAGGGUUUAAACUACAAGUGAUGUUAAACACGUUCAUUGGCAUUGCUUGUAUCUUUUUAAAACUGUAAAUAGCUGCAGCUGCAGGGGUGGAGUGUGUGUGUGAUCGGACCUGGGACACAUGAGCCUGCAGGUUUGAAUUCUUGCAGCACCAUGGUCCUGAUGCAAAUUGUCCCCCCACCUGGAGCUUCUAUUUGCCACAGGAGGAAUAUUACUACUGCUACUUAAAACCUUGUGAAGUAAGGUGUUGGUGUUCCUAUUUCACAGACCGGAAAACUGGGUGAAGUAAAUUGCCCACUGUUCUCUUUGCAUAGUGUGAAUGUUCAAAUUUCCCCCCAUAAAUCAUUUGUGUUCUUGUUCUUUCACCUCUUCCUGGCAGUGGAUGUGCCUGCUAAGGGUUUGGCAUUAAAGUAGCCCUGGUUUUGGAGGGGAAUCUGGGCAGAACCUGAUUUAAAAGGAAAGGAGAUUUCUAAUUAAUUUCAGGGAGGGAGCCAAAAAUUGAUUGAUAGUUGCCUGAGGCACUGGAAUCUAUUAGAAGUAGUGGAGGCAACCGUGACAGGCUUGGGCCAUGUCCACUGCGAUACAGAUAUCUCACUUACAUGUAUUUGUAUCCCUCCCCCCCGCCCCCAGUUGCAAUAAAGGGAUUAAGCUGCAAACAGAAAGUCCCCUGUUCAAAUUUCAUCUCUGCCCCGAGCUCCCUAGGUAGCCAUUGGGGAACCACUCCACCUUGUUCUUCCCAUCUGAAAUAUGAGAGGUGUUUAUACAGAUUUACCUUGCAGGGUUUGGUGUGUAGAUCACCUGCUUUACUCUCCCCCCCCCCCCAAUUUUUUAAUCACACACCACACAGAGGUAAGCCAAGGUUUGGCUCUUAGUGUGUUGUUUGAACCUGGGCUUGCAGUUAAACUCUCUCCUUACUAACCACGAGCUCUAGCCAAGAACAAAUCCUAACUACAAUCCCAUGCCUGGAUGACACGCUAAGCCAAACCUUGGCUUGGCUGGUGUGCUGCCCUGAGUUAAAAGGACCAGGGAGGAGCAAAACGGGUGUGAUCUCCUCACGGGGAGCCUGCGCAUUUGCACUGAUCUACGGUUUGGCUUCGCUCUAUGUGCAAACAUGGGUAGCGUACAUGAAUCACCUUGAGCACUUGAAUAUCCAAAUAUUGGGUGGUGCUACUAUUGUAAAUUUUAUUUUUGCACUUCUAUCCACUUGGGACGCGGGUGGCGCUGUGGGUUAAACCACAGAGCCUAGGACUUGCCGAUCAGAAGGUUGGCGGUUUGAUUCCCCGCAACGGGGUGAGCUCCCGUUGCUCAGUCCCUGCUCCUGCCAACCUAUCAGUUCAAAAGCACAUCAAAGUGCAAGUAGAUCAAUAGGUAGCACUCUGGCGGGAAGGUAAACGGUGUUUCCGUGCGCUGCUCUGGUUCGCCAGAAGCGGCUUAGUCAUGCAGGCCACAUGACCCGGAAGCUGUACGCCGACUCCCUCGGCCAAUAAAGCGAGAUGAGUGCCGCAACCCCAGAGUCGGCCACGACUGGACCUAAUGGUCAGGGGCCCCUUUACCUUUAUCCACUUACAGUUCACGUAGAUAGGUUCACUUGGACUCUUUGAGUCACUGCAUCCAGCUGCAAAUUCCCAGCUGCUUGAGCUUAUACCCAAAAUGGAGCCGCAACCUGUAACAGUAGCCUGAUAAAGUUUCCUAUAUGAGGCAUGUUUCCAAAUUUCCAUCUCACAUUUUCUGGGGGUACACUUACAAUUGUUCUCAUCAGGCCUGUAAACCCAGUGUGCAAGUCGGGGGGGGAAUUAACACGAGUUUUAUUUUUUAAAAAAACCCACACAGCAAUGUGGCUCUGUUUUGUAGGAGAGACAAAGAACACCCUGCAAUUUAUGUGUGCUAAUGAAAUCCAGAUAAUGCCUUGAGAUUCUUACUUGCACCAUCUUUUUCAUUAGUAGUGGCAAUUUAAAAGUGUGACUGGUUUCUUUCUUUUCCUCGGGUGGCGAAAGCUCUCUGUCCAUUAUUCAUUGCAAAAGUUGUAGAUGGCAAAUGAAUUGCUCUUGCUUUUUUAAAAAAAGUAUGGUGGCUAAAGCAAUAAAAAGGUGGGUGGCAGAAUCAUGGCUACUCCUGAGGCAACCUCUAAAAUAAAUGGAUAGCUAUCUCCUUCUGUAUCCACCUCAAGCAUCAGGUUAAAUGGGCUAUUGGUUUUGAAGGUUCCAUGCUACAGUAAGCCCGUUAGAUGGGCAGUGAAGAUGUGUCUACUUUCCUAGUACUUCUGCUCUUAUAAGCUAACUCUGGCUAUUCGUCUUCACCUCUGAUCUGAUUUGCCUCUAAUAAUUCUCAAAAUGCAGGAUCAGGUCCACCGGUAGGUCUUGGAAAUGACCAAGGCAGUUGCUGUGAUUUUUAAGAGUAGUGAAGCAGAGGCAGUCACUACUAGGAAAGUAAGGACAAGAUAGUGCUAUCCUUUCAUUCAUACAUGCAUACAGCCUGACCAGACUGACAACUGAAACUUCCUAUCAGCCCUGGCAUUGGGACAGUGUCCUCCACUGCACUUGAGGACAGCUGGCAAAUUUAGGGUAUGCAGGGCAGGGCAUGCGGCAUGCACAGCACCUGUCCUGCAACACCAUGCUCACUGGUUCCUGCUCACUGCCUGCUCAAACAAUGGCUAUAAUGUAGCAAUGGUAGCACCAGUAUGCAUCAGCUGAGUGGGCAAUCUGUGCACAUGUGCAAUGUCUGCUGGAAGUGCAUGACCUCCUUCCUUAGUCAGGGGCCUUUCCCAACAGUGUUAUCUGUGAUGCGUUGCGAGAAGGUGAUUAGGCAGGAUGGCCGGCCAACUGUUUUGUUCUGCUCCCCAGGAAGAGAUCACUGAACAAGGCAGGUUGAGUUCUUACAGCACCAAGGAGAGCUCCUAGUGAGCAACUUUCUCCAUUGAAGGCUGGAGGUGAAUUGAGACCCCUCUGAGUGUUUGCUGCCAAUUCCACCUCUUCUGUGCUCUUCCCUUUUUGUUGAAGAACUGCAGUUCUUGAAAGGCCAACCCUCUGACCCGAAGACUGAUGCUUCUCCUUUGCUGCAUGGGCUCUCACCUGGUGCACUUUCUGGGAGGCAGUCAGUUCCUUGGGCCCAGAGAAGUGCCUACAAGGGUCCUGGCUCUGCUUCUACAGACUCUGGUGCUGUGGGAUCUCGUUCGGCAGGUGCCUGUCUGCCAGCCUCAUGUUCAGAGCUAGGAACCUGGUCCAGCUCUUCAACUGGUGGCACUGUAGCUUCUGACUCAGUGGCUUGGUCACUGCUGGUCUCUAGGGUCAUGACACCAACUCAUGCCAGCAACAAGCAAACAUUGCCACUGCCAAGUCACCAGCUUAGGAGGAUAGAAAGGGCCAAGGAAGCUCAAGAGAAAUGGCUCCAGGGGCAGGGGCAUGUUACUUGUCCCAGUAUCUGUUGCCUGAGGUAGCUACCUCACUCUGCUUAAAGGUAGGACCAUAUAUGAUGUAGAAUAAGAAACAUAUUGUUCCUUGUGGUAGUUGAGCUAUAAGUAAAAAAAACCAAAGUCUUGACUGGAUUUGUCAUCCUCCCUUUUGUUUUCUCUUGUUCUUUAGCUUUGACCUUGGUGCCUGCCCGCAUCUACCAUCAUCCCCUCCCUUUCCUCUCCUCCUUCUUGCCCUCGUUUACUUACAUCAUUGCUGCGUUCCCUUGUGGCACAGACAUAUUUUAAGCAGGUUCAGAAAAUGGAAAAACACCUAUUGUGCUUAGGAACAUCAGAAGCUGCCUCAUUCCAAGUCAAACCAUUGUUCCAUCUGACUUAUUGUCUAUACUGAUGGGAGCGACCUGCCAGUGUUGUAGAAUGAACAGGGAAAGGUGUGGUGUGAGAAUCUAGAAGAAAGAUGCUAGUCCUCUCGUGAUUAGUAGCUCAUGGCUUCGUCUUAUUGUUUGGGUGGCUCUGGAAGAGCCGCUUAGAAUGGCUGUUGUCCUGCGACAACCAUGUUUCACAUGCAUCCUCAAAGUGAUACGAAGAAGGUGCCCCAUUGUCAUUUAAAAAGAUGCUGUGAAGUUUUGGGUGGGUUCUUUUGUCCCUUAUAAUUGCCUCAAAUCUGAAAGUUCCUUAUUUAAAUGCUGGGAAGAGUGUAUUGUGAUUGAUUGUGGUGUCUUACAGCACCAGGCUGUUCAUAAGCGUGAUGUUCUGAAUGAAACAAAACUGCUGAGCAGAAUCAAGUUAGGAUAUAAAUGGCUGUUAGGACUUUUGAGCAUAAAAAGUCAAAAACUUUACAGUGGUACCUCUGGUUACAUACACUUCAGGUUACAGACUCCGCUAACCCAGAAAUAGUACCUCGGGUUAAGAACUUUGCUUCAGGAUGGGAACAGAAAUUGCACAGCAGCGGCGCGGUGGCAGCGGGAGGCCCCAUUAGCUAAAGUGGUGCUUCAGGUUAAGAACAGUUUUGGGUUAAGAACAGACCUCCAGAAUGAAUUAAGUUCUUAACCUGAGGUACCACUGUACAGUGCAGGGCAGAGGAGGAAAGAGAAAACCAACUAUUCAGUGGUGCAGCAAAGCUUAGCUGUGGUUACAGGGCUGGACUUACCAUGAAGCUGGGCAGAAGUUUCUCGAGAGAUUGCCAACUCACUUCCUUCCCCCAGUCAAGGUACCUGAUUGGAUACUUUGAGAAGCAGCUUGCUGGAGUAGAUGGAUCUUUAGUUUGACCCAGCACGACUAUUCUUAUGUUGCUUGUAUGUCACCUUUUAAAAGUAAGCUCCACUUUUUAAGCAGGGUUACCACUCUGCCUUUUUAACUUCAGGUGCAAAUGGGUCUAAGAUCAGCAGCAAGUUGAUAGAAUGGGCCAAGGUGAGGGGUGCAGGCUGGCUGAGGGUUGGGGAGUUGCUGAACAUGGCUCAGCAUGUGCUCUUGCCAACACACACCUGAGGGGAAGCCUGGUGAACUGAAAUGGACAAAGAGAUGAGAAGAAAGGGGAGAAAUGAAUUCAAUAAAUAAACUGCGGAAAUAAGAGAGAGAGUGAAAAACAAUGGUCAUUAACUGGAACUGGAGGCAUCUCCAAGUAAAACAGGAAGCACAAUUGAGGCUUAGUUUCCUCAAUAUCUGUUGUUUGUAUAGCUCCUUGCUUUGAUGCUUCAGACUUUAUGUUCAAGACUCAUGAAACGGGGUAAAGGGGACCUGCAACUAGCUGAGCAUGUCCUUGCCCAUGAGUUGGUGUUUCUUGUAUUGGAGAGGGUGACUUCAGAGCUAGGGGAUUCUGAGGGAAUAAACUGCUUGUAAAACUUUUGUCUACCAGUAAACUCUAGUUAACUACUCUGUGACUAACUUUCCUCGCUUCACAGAGGCCUCCCAUUUACCAGCAGGCUUUGAAGAUGUAUUUGUCUAUCGGCAGAGCUCAGCCUUUCUUGUUUUUAUAGCAUGGAACAUUUCAGAUCAUCACACCUUAGAGGAGCAUAUGUAGGUUUUCAGCCCAUGGGCCACAACAUGCCAAGGACCACAUGCCAGUGGUUAAGUGAGGCUGGGGGCAGAAGUUGGUGGAGCAAUGCAUGUAAAUGUUACCUUUCUGCAGUAGGGUAGCUUCUACCCACACGCUCACCCACCCCUCUCUAUCCUCUACCUAGGCAAGCAAAAGGCCUUAUUUCAGGGUGUUCAGGGACACAUUCCAGACCAGUGUUCGAAACUAGGCAGGUGCCAGGCUCAUUUUGCUACUGGCACAGGUCCAAUUGUGACCACAUGGAGAUUUCUGGGUGACAGGUUGAUGACUGCAGUUACCCUGCCUUAGUCCAUAGUUAAUACCACUUCCAUUUCCCCUGUGUGGAUUUCUCCUUCUUGCAUACUGGGACAAGUGAGUUGCUGUAAGAGCAAGCUACAGUCAAGCAAUGUGGUUGAGAUCACAGAAUUAUACAGCUGCAGUGUUGGAACUGAUCCCAAGGGCCCUCUAGUCCAACACUCUGACUAAUAGACAUUAUGUUGUGGUGACCUUAACCCGAGUUUAAGGUGCCAUUUGGCACCUUACUUAUAUAUCUGAGUUUCUAACACUGUCAGAUGGGUAAAAGCACUCGGAGAACAGUGAGGAACAGUGAGGGCUUGGGGCGGAUUCUGAUGACCAGAUAGAGAGGCCUGGCAGGACAUGUUCAGCCCCCAGGCUUGAAGUUUCCCAUCAUGUACAGUGGUACCUCAGGUUACAUGCGCUUCAGGUUACAGACUCCGCUAACCCAGAAAUAUUACCUCGGGUUAAGAACUUUGCUUCAGGAUGAGAACAGAAAUCAUGCUCCGGCGGCGCGGCGGCAGCAGGAGGCCCCAUUAGCUAAAGUGGUGCUUCAGGUUAAGAACAGUUUCAGGUUAAGAACGGACCUCCGGAACGAAUUAAGUACUUAACCUGAGGUACCACUGUAUGUAUUUUCAUCAGCCUGCCGUGCUUCUGUAGAAUUCUCAUUCCAUUGCUUGCUCGAGGAUAGCUGAUCUUCAUUUUACAUGUUGUUAUUGUCUGGAUUCUAGUAGAGCUGUUUUACUCCUCUGUGUGUUUCUCACUCUGUUCAGGUGCCUUGUACCCUUCAAAGCCGUUGCCGCUGUGUUUUUGUUUUGUUUGUUGCUAAUGAGGGUGGAGGUAGAGAAUAAGAAGCAUCUUCUUGGUUGAGGGGGGAAAAUAAAGAAGGCAGAAUGUGGAUGCAACAGAGGUUGCGUCCUUUGGUUGCAUGGCAACCAAAUUUUGCUUCUUUCCCAACUGGAUAUGCAAGAUGAAGAAGGCAAGUGGGAAACCAAAGGAGAGGGGGAAAUGGAGCAGCAAGACUGGAGGGGCAGAAUUGGCAAGAGUGUAGUGAAGGGGAGGGUUUUUAGGUCAAACCACCUCCAACAAUGGAGGUAUAAAAUAGCCUCAGAGUUGGUAGUCAUUAUCAUCCAUGAACAAGCUUUCCCCCCAAUUUUUUCCCUUAAGUUCUCAGUUCAUGGGCACUCACUUGCAAAAGCAUUGAGUUUCUAACAACAAUACAAGAUUUGGGAAGCAAGUGACCCAUAGAUAUCCCAUCCAGUCCCCCCACCUCAUUCUGCUUGGAAUACAAAAAAAACAAACAAACAUGGACAAGCUAUUAUUUUAAUUAACUGAACAUUACUAAAAUGUCUAUUUGUGCUACAGUGAGAAUUAAUGCCUUUAAACAAAAUUAGAGACACCAUAAUAUUUACUUUGGAAAUAGACACCAUUUCUUGGUGGAAGGUGCCUUCUGAGCAUUGCUAUUAAUUCAAAUGUGCGUGCCUUUCUGCCUGCCUGCUGUUUAGAAUGGAUAAAGCACUAACUCUGAUUGCUUUGUGAAGUAUUAGGUUUUCAGGAUGGCUUCUAUGAUAGCUCACGGUGAUCCAGGAACAGAAAAGAAAGCAAUUAAAGUAGAUUUUUUCCAAUUUACUUGCUUUACUACAGGUGAAGGGAGUCAAUGUUGCCUAAUCCCACUCUAGUUGCAGGCAGAAGACACACCCACCCUUUUUAAAGGAGGCUCAAAUCUGCACCACAAUGUGUACAUCACCAUCCAUAUUAGCCAUGCCUACAUCUGUAUAUAAACCUCAUUUCCAGGAUCAAGAAAAAUGUACAACGGACGCUCGGGUUGCAAACGUGAUCCAUGCGGGAUGCACGUUCGCAACCUGUGUCUGCGCAUGCGCAGGUUGCGAUUCGGUGCUUCUGUGCAUGUGCAAAGCACAAUUUAGCGCUUCUGCGCAUGCGCGACCCGUUCCACAUAACCCGUUCCGGUGCUUCCGGGUUUCGGCGGUCCAUAACCCGAAAAAACGCAACCUGAAGUGGCUGUAACCCAAGGUAUGACUGUAUUCAGAAUUUAAGGAGCAAUUAAGUAAAUACUGCCUUAUAAUUAACAACUUGCCUGGUAGCCAUUGGUGAUCAGGAAUCCCAUGCAGGUGAGUGAGCAAGGUGGAGGGAGCAAGAUGGAUCUUUUCACCCAGUCCACUUGGUUUCCAGGCUAGCCGUGCGGAAGGAAAGUCCCUUUCUUCAUGACAAGCAUGGAAACUGGACAGGUUGGUGGAAGUGGAACCGAUUGCUCUGUUUCUCCUCUGCAAGUCUACUUGCUAGAAGACUACUUGGUUUGCAUUUCCAUGCUGGCUGCAGCAGAGGGAGGCUUUGUCCCCCGCCCCGCCCCGCCCCACCCCGCCCCAAGCUAGUAACUUUUGUGGGCUUAUUUACAAGGCUGAGUAACUUGUUACCAUUGAUGGGAUCCAGAAGGCUGCAUGUGUUAUUGCCCUCCUUUGCCCAUGUCAACAUCCUUCUUAACAAUCCUCCUUAAAUUGUGACGUGCAGAACUCCAGGUGGGAUAUCAGAACAGAAAUUGCCACUUGCCUUAUCCCUUCUCUGUUAGCCUCCAGUAUCCCAACUCAGCACAAAUGGGAAGCCUACAGGUUCCUGGUGGGCAGUAGAUGAAUUAUUUGACAUGGGUUGCUCAUAUUCUCCUUUUGGGCUAUUGAAGACAUGUGACGUAGUAUUUUACUUAUUUACAAAAUAAAAAUAAAUAAAUACAUUUGCUUACCUGUCUUCCUUUUUGUGCAUUGAACUUGAGCCACAACUCGCCAGGCUUUGUCUCAGAAUCUGCUUUCGUUGCUAGGGCUAAUGUACAUACAGAUAAAAGGUAAAGGACUCUUGGAUAGUUGAGUCCAGUCAAAGGCGACUCUGGGGUUGCGGCGCUCAUCUCGCUUUCAGGCCGAGGGAGCCGGCGUUUGUCUACAGACAGCUUUCCGGGUCAUGUGACCAGCAUGACUAAACCGCUUCUGGUGCAACGGAACACCGUGACGGAAACCAAAGCGCACGGAAACACUGUUGACCUUCCUGCCGCAGCGGUACCUAUUUAUCUACUUGCACUGGCGUGCUUUCGAACUGCUAGGUUGGUAGGAACUGGGACAGAGCAACGGGAGUUCACUCUGUCGCAGGGAUUCAAACCGCUGACCUUCUGAUUGGCAAGCCCAAGAGGCUCAGUGGUUUAGACCAGAGCACCACCCACAUCUCGCCAUAAUGUACAUAUAUCGGUCCUUAUAUAGCGAGUGUUUCCUUCACUACUGGUCCCAUCGCACCUGAGGUUGUGGAUAUGGACUUUGAGGUCUGAGUAUAUCUGCAGGGUUUUUUUUUUAAUAGAAAUAAGUGCUACCUAAAACAGCUCCGAAAAGGAUUCAGAACAGAAUAGGCUAACCUGUGAUGACACAAGAGGCCCUUCUCAUCGACUGCUUAUUCAUGUUGUGCUCUAGGGGGACUCGUUGGGAGUAUACAGCCAAAUUUGGGAGUGCACGACUUUGAACAUCUUCCCCAGACCUGAAAUGGCAAUUUUAUUAGUGUGCUGUCUUUCAGGCUCUUCCGGUCUGUUCUAUGGCCACAGUAGCUUUUAAUUAACUCACAGGGGUGUUGUGAGGGUUACUUAUUGUUUGUACCGAAACUCCUGAAGAGUUGCUUUUUGGUGCUUAAUCAUCAAGCAACAAAAUGUUAAGCUAAAGGAAGAAAUUGAGAAUAACUAUGCAACCAGGAUUAAAACUUUACUGAAGUUAUUUAUGUGUGUGUCUAUUAGCUAUGAGAGGCAAGAGGAAUUUGGGGUGGAGUUGCGGGGAGAGAGAGAGAGAAGCAGGAGUUCAAAGAAGGAACACAGUAAAAUAUUGUAUAAUUGAGGGAUAUAAAAGGUGGUUGAUCACCUGGAAAGUGAAAGCUAGGGACCUUCUUGUCAUCCUGGUUUAUGAACCCAUUUCAACUUUGUUUGUCCCUAGACACAGCUGCAUGCUUUUCUGCCGGAGAUAUUCCAAUUUUCCCAAUUUCUUUUUCAUUCCAUUUCGUUUUUUAACUGUCUCAUGCCUUUCUAUAUUAUUGUACCCAAGGCAGUUUAUAACCCAUGGAAAUGUCAAAAUAUACAACCCCAAAAUACAUUGCCAUUCUGUAACAAUUCAGAAUACGACCGAAAAGGAACAAUUAAGGAAAUUCAAGGAUUUGUUUUGUUUAUAAUAUUACAAAAUGAUUGUCAACAAAAUCACCCCAAAUAUUACAAUAAAUGGUAAAUUAAAAGCAGCCAUGACAAUAUCAGCAGAAAUGUAACAUACACAGACUGGCCUUGUCUGUUUUGUUAGCUGAGUGAGGCAUUGGGAAGCUCCAAGACCUUCAGUAUUAGUUGUAAAAUAUAUAUAUAUAUCAAAAAAACUGGCCGACCACUAGAGAGGACCUGUCUCUGUUGUGUUUUGUGUGCUGUGCUUUAAAGGGUAAAGGUAAAGGGACCCCUGACCAUUAGGUCCAGUCGUGGCCGACUCUGGGGUUGCGGCGCUCAUCUCACUUUAUUGGUCGAGGGAGCCGGUGUGCAGCUUCUGGGUCAUGUGGCCAGCAUGACUAAGCCGCUUCUGGCGAACCAGAGCAGCGCACGGAAACACCGUUUUACCUCCCCUUCAGAGCGGUACCUAUUUAUCUACUUGCACUUUGACGUGCUUUCGAACUGCUAGGUUGGCAGGAGCUGGGACUGAACAACGGGAGCUCACCCCAUUGCGGGGAUUCGAACCGCCGACCUUCUGAUCGGCAAGUCCUAGGCUCUGUGGUUUAACCCACAGCGCCACCCGUGUCCUGUGCUGUGCUUUAGCUAGUUCCAAAUCUAAUGAAAUGAGUACUGAGCAGGGUUGCCUUUCUCAGUAAAUCAAGACGACUCUUGAUCUCAGUGUUGUGGGUUCAAGCCCCACAUUGAGCAAAAGAUUGCUGCAUUGCAGGUGGUUGGACUAGAUGACCCUCGUGGUCCCUUCCAACUCUGCAGUUCUGUGAUUCCGACAUCUUUCAUUGCUGUUGUUACUUUUAGUGCAGCUGUCCUAUGAUUACACACUCACUUCUAUACUUAGGGCUGCUCUGGAGUUUCCAGCUUAUGAAAACAUUGCAGGGUAUUAGGGGUUUAAGUCCCUAGCUGCAUGGAACAGUUCAAGUAUUUUUGUUUUUUUAACAAUCCUGAAAACCUUUUGAACCAUUGUCCUUUUGAUGAUCUGUAGAGUUUCAUUCUUUUAUGCUGCAGGUGUUUAAGCACCUUGAGAUAACCUAAUUUUUAUCUGCUUAGCAAUCCCGCCUUGAUGUUGCACAUCAAAAUGAAGGAAUGCAAAGGUUCCAAAUUAUACUAAUAAGGACAUAUGUCAGUGUUAAAAGUUGUAAGAGACAGCCUAAGGGCAGAGGAAUCCACUGUCUCUUUAAGAACAUUGUUCAUAGUUAAGUAAGAAAUAUUUAAAAGGCACCCAGUCACAACUGGGGCCCACGAUUCCCAUUUAACAUGAGCCCCCUUGGGUUAAGGCCCAGAUAUAGGGCAGGUGUGGGGGAACUUUGGCCCUCCAGAUGUUGCUGGCCAAUGGCUAUGGUUGCUAGGGUUGAGGGCAGUUGUUAGUUCAGCAACAUCAGAAAGGCCAGGUCUUCCUAUACCAGUGUCAGUAGUUGUGUGAGUUGAUCCUGAAAUGUACAGAAUAGUAUCAAAGAGGCACAGAAAUGGACUGCAAUAAUUUUGUGUGUUGCUACAUGAAGGGUGGUUGUGAAUAGCCAAGAGUGAGUAUGUCGUAUGUAUGAACUUGAAAAUAUCUUUUUAGCAUGGGCUACUGGAUGUUUCUAAUACGCUUGUAGAAAUGUUCGCCCUUUUGGUUUGCGGUGUUUUUAAUUAAUUGGAUGAGACUAAGUACAUAAUAGAGGGUAUAUUUGUUUAAGUAAGUAAAUUCUUCGAGCAUAAUUUUAACUAAACAAACACUGGAAGAAUUGCAUAGAGGAGAUACAUUUUUAUUUUUUUAUGGAUCCCUAAAAAACACACCCAGCCAUAUCCAAAAGUCCUCAUACAUUGCAUAAUCAGUCUCUUUUGAACUGGGUAGUAACAUAUGUGGGCUGGUAAGUCAACAGAGACUUUAAAAUAACUGUUUAGUGGGAUAACAAUAGUGAGUUCCUACGGGUAUUUUUCAAAACUUUAAAAGCACAGUCUGACAUCAAUACCAGGGAAGAUUCUGGAGCAGAUCAUUAAGCAAACAGUCUGUGAGCACCUAGAAAGGAAUGCUGUGAUCACCAAUAGUCAGCAUGGAUUUCUGAAAAAUAAGUCAUGUCAGACUAACCUGAUCUCGUUUUUGACAGAAUUACAAGCCUGGUAGAUGAAGGGAACGCAGUGGAUGUAGCCUACCUUGAUUUCAGCAAGGCAUUUGACAAGGUGCCUCAUGAUAUUCUUGUAAAGAAGCUGGUAAAAUGUGGUCUUGACUAUGCUACCACUCAGUGGAUUUGUAACUGGCUGACUGGACCGAACCCAAAGGGUGCUCAUCAAUGGGUCUUCUUCAUCCUGGAGAAGAGUGACUAGUGGGGUGCCACAGGGUUCUGUCUUGGGCCCGGUCUUAUUCAACAUCUUUAUCAACGACUUGGAUGAUGGACUCAAGGGCAUCCUGAUCAAAUUUGCAGAUGACACCAAAUUGGGAGGGGUGGCUAACACCCCAGAGGACAGGAUCACACUUCAAAACGACCUUGACAGAUUAGAGAACUGGGCCAAAACAAACAAGAUGAAUUUUAACAGGGAGAAAUGUAAGUAUUGCACUUGGGCAAAAAAAUUAGAGGCACAAAUACAAGAUGGGGGACACCUGGCUUGAGAGCAGUACAUGUGAAAAGGAUCUAGGAGUCUUGGUUGACCACAAACUUGACAUGAGCCUACAGUGUGACGCGGCAGCUAUUAAAGCCUAUGCAAUUCUGGGCUGCAUCAAUAGGAGUAUAGCAUCUAGAUCAAGGGAAGUAAUAGUGCCACUGUAUUCUGCUCUGGUCAGACCUCACCUGGAGUACUGUGUCCAGUUCUGGGCACCACAGUUCAAGAAGGACAUUGACAAACUGGAACGUGUCCAGAGGAGGGCAACCAAAAUGGUCAAAGGCCUGGAAACGAUGCCUUAUGAGGAACGGCUAAGAGAGCUGGGCAUGUUUAGCCUGGAGAAGAGGAGGUUAAGGGGUGAUAUGAUAGCCAUGUUCAAAUAUAUAAAGGAUGUCACAUAGAGGAGGGAGAAAGGUUGUUUUCUGCUGCUCCAGAGAAGCGGACACGGAGCAAUGGAUCCAAACUACAAGAAAGAAGAUUCCACCUAAACAUUAGGAAGAACUUCCUGACAGUAAGAGCUGUUCGACAGUGGAAUUUGCUGCCAAGGAGUGUGGUGGAGUCUCCUUCUUUGGAGGUCUUUAAGCAGAGGCUUGACAACCAUAUGUCAGGAGUGCUCUGAUGGUGUUUCCUGCUUGGCAGGGGGUUGGACUCGAUGGCCCUUGUGGUCUCUUCCAACUCUAUGAUUCUAUGAUUCUAUGAUUCUAUGAUUCUAUGAUUCUAAAAGGUAUCAGGAUGAAUCCAUGUAAAUCAUGCAUUUCCUGAACAAGAGUGUAUACCAGCUAGUGGCUGCAAGAAUCAAACCAUAUUGAUUUGCAACAAAAUAAGACCAAUCUUUGGUCGGUUCAGCCCUGCACUCCACACCUUUUGUAUGAGGGUUGAGGUGAUUUGGUAAACACUAUUUCUUUGGAUUUCAAAAAAAGCUUUUGACAUAGUUGUGGCGUUUGCCCUCGUAGGUGUGUGACAUCAUACUGGGCUCAUAAGGAAAGGGUUAACUAAUUGUAAAAUGACUAACCAAUAGGAACCCAAAGGGGGGAGUUAGAGUUGUUAAGAAGUCAGUCUGGAGUUAGAGAAGAGAGACAGAGAGGAUAAGACUGUGGGUUGGGCUAGUCUGAUGUGAGAGAGGGAGAGAAUCUUUUAAGAGGAGUCAGUCAAACAGUUGAGAUAAUCAGUCAGAAGGUAUUAGGAAGGUAUAGGCCUGUAAAGAAAGUAAAGUUAAGAAACUGACAAGAAUAUUAUCUGAGAAACCAUAAACUUGUUAAUACUAAUAAAAUAAACUUGUUUAUUUGGUUCAAUUUUAACAACUGGACUCAGAGUGUACCUGAGAGUAACGGGUUGGUGGCAGCGGAGAAGCGAGCACAGUGGUGGCACAAGGAUCAAUAGACCGUUAAACAUCCAGGGACCCAGUGUGAUUGCCACAAAAGUGUCUUGCCAAAUCCCUCACCAAUGAUUUCUGAGGUCAUUCUCACCCCAGAUACUGUAUGUCAAGUUAAAUAGUGCCAGUUCUAAUACAUAUCCUUGGGGAUCUCAGUGCUUACUUUUCUCUGUUGUGAAAACUGACAGUUCAAUGUCUCUGCACUUCCUGUUGUUUAAUCACUUGUCUACAAGAGAUCUAUUUAAAUCAUUUAUAUCCUCCUUCUAGUAAAAUAAAAUCCAGGAUGGCUUAUAAAAGUGAACAAUCAGGAUAAGGUGCACACUUUUGUUUUGGAAUGAUGUGAUUCUGCUUGAUCAGUGCUUCUGCUGUAUAUCUGAUAUGCCAAUUUCGGGCCAGCUUGAGUAGAUCUCUCCAUUAAAACAAAAAUCCAAAUCCUGUUGAUGUCUUCCAGGGAAUUGUUGCAGAACUUGUGUCCUCUAACAUCUACAACUACUAAUUACACAUAAUCAACACACCUCGGCUGGUUUGAGGGUCAGGGCAAAGUGGCUAAGAAAGUUCUGGCUAAGGCAGUUAAGGAUUCUCGUGAGAAUUCAUCAGAGGAACCCAUGGAAAAAUUGAUGAAAUAUAGAUUAAAAUACAAGAUUCGCCUAUAUUGGCUGGCUUAUUUACCACUAUAAACAACAUGGGGCAAAUGCCCUCUGGAUGGAAAAGGGGUAUCACUUUCCCGAUAUAUAAGGAAGGUGAUCAUUCCUAUCAGCUAGCUAGCUUGUUAGGCAUACAUGCACAUUAUUUGAUCAUUCACCACUUCAUUUGUCAUUGUUUGACCCUUGAGGACUUGCAGACUCCAUUGAAAAGUGUUUCCUUUGAGGCUGACACUGGGAUUGGGUGAUACGAAAGCUCAAUCUGUGCUCUUAGAUCUGUGGCAACACAUUUGCACACGGAAGUCAAGUGAUGAACAUGUGUCUGUGAAUUAGCAUCGUGUUUCCCUGGACGUGCCAUUGAUGAUGUAUUCUAUGUCGUGCAACCAGAUACGUUGUAAUUAUUCAAAGAAAAAAAACUACAGUACAGUGAAUAAGUUAAUUGUUGGUGCAUCCCCCCCCCAUGUUAAAAGAUGACUCUCCUGCCCCCGUCCUGUUUUACUUCUCAGUAGGGUCCACUGCCAUCUGCUAAACCAAUAGCUUAGGGGAGGGGCAGAAUGUGUACUUUAGUCUCAUGAGUACUUCCUACACAACAAAACCAAAUUAGCUGCCAUUUGAAAUCUUCCCCAAACACUUCUUGGAGCUGUAAAAAUAUUUUUUCCCAGUUUCUAUAGUAUCACAGUCUGAUUUAGAUUCAUAAUACCCAGUAAGUCUAUUCCUGCACUAGCAAGUGCCACAAAUGCAAAGGAACAAAACUCUCUCCCCCAAGAGUGUGACUGCUGGAUCCAUAACAGUUGUCAUCUUGGAGGAAAUCAGAAUACCUUGAUGCAGCCCUCAACUUGUUUUGGUUCUUAAAGGAUUAGGCCAGGUAAGGUGGAGUAAAGCCUAAAAUAUAACUGUAUCUAUCUGUAGUUAUAACUAUAUAUAUAUUCUGUUGGCUUAAAACAACCUCAGCCCAUCUGCUUUGUGGAUCUUGUUUUGAAGAGAAAUUAAUUAAAUUACAUCAUUGUGGCUUUCCUCUGGUUCCUUAAGUAGCAGUCUAUAUUUUUAAUCCAUGCCGAAGACUGACAGUUUAAGAGACUUGGGAGAAGAGUAACUGUGUUUGAACCUUAUGCCUUUCUUGCCACUGAUUUCAUUAACAAAGACCCAGUUCAGGAUCUGUCUGUGUCUCUGGCAAGCUGCAGGUUGCUUGUUAGAGCCCGGGGGCGAGGGAAGGAUGUGGGUGAGGGACGAGGGCCAUAGAUCAUCAUCAUCAGAGCUUGUGAUCUGCUUGAAGGAGGUUGCAAUUUCAAUUGCCACCACCUGCAGCUAAUAAGUAUAUGUGGUUUCUAGCUGGGAAAGGCAUCUGUCUGAGGCCAUGGAAUGUCAAACUAGAUAUGGUAGGCUAGAUGGAUUUGGUCUAAGGGUCUUCAGGUGAACUUGAGUGCCUGCGGUGGGAAUCUGUGCCCAUGUUGAUGAAUAUUCAUUCCUUUGAAACACUUUGUUGGUACUCUACGUAUAAAGAUGGAGAGCACCAAGAAGUAGGCCUGGAGAACAGGUGGAGUUCUAACCAGCUGCCUGCUUGGAAAAGAGUAUGACAUUGAGAUUGGUUUAUUAUGUUUGUGCUCAGAAACUUCAGUCUCACUCUCCCUGGGAUCCACCUCUACGUGGACAGAUCUCUGAAUUCUGUUUUUGAAGUGUAGCCUGUGCUACCCAUAAUUCACUUAGUUAUUAUUUCUGGUGCUCUGGAAGAGGCAGCAGCAGCAGCCAAGAUAUCCUUAAUAUUUAUGGUUAGCAAUGAACUAAACACCAUCCUCAUGAUAAACCAAGCUGGGUGGGAGCUUUAAUCUCCUUGCACUUCAUUGCACCUUAAUCUUCUUUGCUUGUCUCUGAAUCGAGUAAUACCUCCAUGCCUGUUGUGUGCCAGUGGCUGACUUCAUCACAUUGCUCACUAAAUUAUAACACUGCAUAAGGAUUUUGUACACGCAUAUAUCUGUAUUUUCUUUUAUUUCCAGUUUCAAAGUCAUAGAUUUUGAUUAGAGAUAAAACAGCAAGUAAUCCUCUGUUUUUUUAAACAUGCAGAAUGACAGAUUUAUUCUGUUAUGCAUGCAUUCCUUUUAUGUAACUUGUCUAAAAUUAGAGGUUAGACCCACCCACUUUGAGUUAGACCAUUGAGCAUUCAGUAACAAUUGUUAAACAGCAACAGUAUUCAGUUAAACCUCCUGCUUGUCUUUUUGCCCAGUCCUGAAACAUAUGCUUUCGUUUUAAUUAUAAAAACUGUUGAGGGAUGUCCAAAGAGAAUUGAAGUCUUUACUUGUUGCAAGCAAAAAUGAUGCCAUCUUAAUGACAUUUAUUUCAACAGUGUUCAUAUAUCCCUCCCUGCAAAAGAGAAAACCAGAAGAACACUGAAAAUGUAAAGCUCUGGCAGGUUUACUGGGAAGAUGAAGUUGGCUCUCAGCCUUUCACGUGCUACUUUAAUCAACACCUCAGGUGAGUAUCUUGGCUCAUUUGCUGUCAGGGCCCAGGGUUGGAUCUAGACGCAUCAAAGAAGCGUUUCAGUUAAAUGCGUUGCAAACUUUGUAGGAGAAAUCGGGUGAGCGAAAACGGAACUCCACAGCGCCAUCUGGUGUCACAAGUGUUAGAAUGCAUAAACAAUGCGUAUAAAGCAUUUUUUCUUUGCCCAUGUAGCAGAGUCCCAGCAGGGCUCUGGCAAGUUUGGGGCGGAGGCAGUGGGGUGGGAGGUUGACCAAGGAGAGGGGUUGUGUGCCACACACGAGGCAGGAACCAAGGCGAAGGGAAUCAGGGUCUGAGCAGUCAGAGACGGAGAUCGGGGCUCAGGACCUGUCGGAAGCGGGGGAAGAGGAAGAAUGCAUAUGUGCUGUUUAUGCGUUCAGGUGAGGGACAGGCUGGUCAAAUACCCUAGAACCUGUUCAAAUACCCUAGAACCCUUCUAUGCAGCAGAAGUCUCAGGUUGUGCGCACGAACCCAUCAGACGAGGGUACAUAAGCUGGGGAAGGGGGAGAUAUGGUCCCAGUGUUGCUUCAACUGCUCUGCCAGGCAAAGCACAAACCUGGAAAAGUUAAUGGCAGCUACGUAGACUCCAGAAGUCUGUGUAUCCGGUGCACCUGAGGAGCUGCUCCAAAUGUGUGUGCUUCCCCCACCCCCCAAGAAUUUAACUAUCAGCCAUUUGCUUUCUUCGGCUGGGUUGCGCAAGACACCUGCUAGUUUAUAUACAUCGGGUCUGACUGGAAAAGAAAUUCCAGGAUUCAAGCUAAGAUAUAACUGUACAGUGGUACCUCGGGUUACAGACACUUCAGGUUACAGACUCCGCUAACCCAGAAAUAGUACCUCGGGUUAAGAACUUUGCUUCAGGAUGAGAACAGAAAUCGUGCAGUGGCAGCGGGAGGCCCCAUUAGCUAAAGUGGUACCUCAGGUUAAGAACAGUUUCAGGUUAAGAAUGGACCUCCAGAACGAAUUAAGUUCUUAACCUGAGGUACCACUGUAUAGCAAAUUUGACACCCUGUUUGGGCAUUCAGUUUACUUGUGCGUAAGGACCGGAAGCUGUAUACCCGCUCCCUUGGCGAAUAAAGCGAGAUGAGCCCCACAAUCCCAGAGUCGUCCGCGACUGGACCUAAUGGUCAGGGGUCCCUUUACCUUUAAGGAACAGGAGCAUGUCGUUUUCACCCAGGGUGAAUCUACACACAGGGGGGAAAAACCCACUGUUAUUUAUAACCAAAGUCCGAAAUUAAAUCAUUAUAACAAAAGUUUUUUUUUAAAUGCUAAAGAAAGGUUUUGUGGUCUCUGGUGCCAUGCUUGUCUCUGGUGUUGCAUGUUUAUAAUGCAUUCAUUCAAAUCACUGGUUUGUUUGUUUUUUUACUAAUGUAGCUGAGUUCCCCGUUUAUAGACUUCUGUAAGUCUGAGGCCAGAGAUCUGAUGUGGCAACUUCUUCUGCUCAUGGAGUUCCUCCGGCGGUUUAGAAAACCCUGGAAAAAUCAGGUUCUUCACGAGGCAAGAGGUGGCUCCCACUUUCAACCUCUCAUACUCAAGGAGAGCUCUAAAUGGUUCAAAAUGUGAUGUGCUGAAGGGGGUGGGGCUUUGCAGCAAGUCUCUGCUAGCCUUUUGUGUACUCGCUUACACAAGGGCAAACAGAAUGCCCAAGUAGGGCCACAGUCUUGCUGAUCACUAAUUAAUAAACAUUUGAAGUUAGAAUUAUUAUUAUUACUUUGUAGUACAGGCCCUACUAUUCAGCUAAAAAUUUACAAGCUGGCUUCCAGUAUUUCAUUUAAUUUUUAAGUCUUACUUUAUUUAAGGUAGUUAUAGAACACUCAAUUCCAAUAGUUUCUAAGCAGCGAACAUAAAAAUUACAGAAGGCGUACGCGAAUGAAAUCAGUGGAAAUCAACUGUAAAAGCAGAAUUCUUCCUUAAAAUGGCUGCUGAAAAAGAAAGAUCUUUGACAGGCACUUGAGGUUCCACAGGUAGGGGGACCCAUCUAAUCAUAGCCUGGAGGGAGCACAUGGAAUCCAUUGCUUAUGGUGGAUAUAAUUAUUAUUAUUAUUAUUAUUAAAAAAUAUCAUUCCAAGAAGGCUUCCUAUAGUCUUUCCUGUCCAGCACAAUCCAACAACUGGUGUGGAUGCGUGUUGUCAGUCCAGGACCUAAGGAUGCAUGCAGCUCCUGAUUGUCGCCUACAAAGCAUUCCCAGGAAAUCGUUUUUUUAGGGAUUGUUAUCUAAUGUGGCACCAGUUGAGUUUUGCUGGUGCAAUGGGACUUUUUCUCCUCUCAUGUGCCCCCUAGACUCUGUUCUGGAGGGUUCCCCCAACCCCCCAGAGGUGAUUUUGAGAGCAUGUGAGGGGACUGGAGGACCAGGAGAGGAAGAAGCAGCUUCCUGGUGUGCACAGAAGUCUGUUGCACCAGAGGAGAUGCUGUGUUGGAUACGGUCCAAACACUGUCCUGAGUAAAACGGGUUCUAUAUACAGUGGUACCUCAGGUUAAGAACUUAAUUCGUUCUGGAGGUCUGUUCUUAACCUGAAACUGUUCUUAACCUGAAGCACCACUUUAGCUAAUGGGGCCUCCUGCUCCCGCCGCGCUGCUGCCGCGCGAUUUCUGUUCUCAUCCUGAAGCAAAGUUCUUAACCCAAGGUACUAUUUCUGGGUUAGCGGAGUCUGUAACCUGAAGUGUAUGUAACCCAAGGUACCACUGUAUGUAGACUGCAAUAAGAAAAGGAAAUCUUAUGCAUGCUGGGGGUUAAAAAACCCCCUCCUAUUUCAUCUUGACCCCAAACAAACUGAGAUUGUGAUAUUCUGCAAUUGGUGCUUUAAUUUGCUUGGUAUUUUUUGUCCGUUGGAUCCCCUCCCAGUUGGGAUAUAAACGGAUAAAUAUUAUAAAUUCCAUUUUGUGUGGGAGAAGGGAUUUUUGUCCUUUUUCUGUAGGCUGGAUUUGAUAGGCUGGCUUUGCAGCCAUUCAUCCCAUCACUAAAAGCCAGCCUACAUGCCGUUUUCCUGUCCUACGCUCCUUUGUAACAUUACAUGGUGACCUUGAGGGCUGCUCUUUGUUAAUAUUGGAGCUGUCUUCCUCUCCUUCUGUUUCUAACCUGGCAUUCCCUAGUUAGGAAGCAAGUUAGGUAACCAGUCAAAUGAGGCUGAAGUGAGACAGAGGGUUAAAGCUGGUCUCUUUUAUAUCUUAUGAACAGCUCCUUGAAGCCAGUGCAGGCACUGAAGAACAGCAGUAACUAGCUUGAAUUGAAUUGAAUUUCUUUGGCAGCUGAAGCUUCCAAACCUUCAUCAAGCAGCCCCAUGCCCACUUCAUUGCAGUAGUCUAUUGCCACAAUUACAUAAAUAAAUAGGAGCUGAAUUUUGAGCCUGACUUGAAAAGUUGGGAGUCAGUUUAUCAGCAGCUGGUGGAAAGUUAUUCUGCUUAGUAACUACAGUCAUAUCCAUUAGGUUCAACAGCAACAGAAGCCUCUAAACCAGAACUUAAUUGGGAAGACUAAACACCCUUUGUUGUUGUUGUUUAGUUAUUCAGUCGUGUCCAACUCUUCGUGACCCCAUGGACCAGAGCAUGCCAGGCACUCCUGUCUUCCACUGUCUCCUGCAGUUUGGUCAGACUCAUGUUGGUAGCUUCAAGAACACUGUCCAGCCUUCUCAUCUUCUGUUGUCCUCUUCUCCUUGUGCCCUCAAUCUUUCCCAACAUCAGGGUCUUUUCCAGGGAGUCUUCUCUUCUCAUGAGGUGGCCAAAUAUUGGAGCCUCAGCUUCAGGAUCUGUCCUUCCAGCGAGCACUCAGCACUGCUUUUCUUCAGAAUGAAUAGGUUUGAUCUUCUUGCAGUCCUUCAUGGAUCACUGCCUUGCUGUGGCGAAGGGGUUUGGAUAACUCAGAGAAGCUAUGAGCUAUGCCGUGCAGGGCUACCCAAGAUGGACAGGUCAUAGUGGAGAGUUUUGACUAAACGUGAUCCACCUGGAGCAGGAACUGGCAAGCCACUCCAGUAUCCCUGCCAAGAAAACUCCACGGACAAAACAGCCUUGAAAACCAUCAUUCCUAGGUCAGAAGAACUGCUGGACACCAUGAUUUCUGCCUUUGUAAUUUAGCUUCAGUUUCAUUCUGUUUCCGUUUCAAUACCCAGUACAGCACACUGCUUCUUUGGCAGUGUUUAUCAGUCCACUUCCCCAAGAGGGUGGCAAAAAAUGAGCAUCAAGAGCCCUUUCAGAUGUUGCUCAUCUCUAAAGACCAGGAGCAGAGAGGGGAACAAUGCUGAAAGAGAAUGCCAACAAUAAGCAGCACCUGUUAGGUUGUGCUGACUCACUGCACCAGCCUUAAUUACUUUCACCAUCAGCAAAGCUGUAAUUGAUUGCAUGGCACUCCAGGUUUGUUUUCUCUCGAAAUGUUUGUAUUUUAUUUUAAUGAACUUAAAUUUUAUUGGCAAACGCAUUGGCAAAGCUUGGGCGUUUUAGCAUUUUGCCUCCAGCCAUGUUUCCCUUUAGUGAUCAUGCUGGAGCUUGUAAAAAGAAGGGAGAAAGAAGUUCAUCACUAAAAAUGCAUUAGCAGCAGUCCAGUGGACACCCCUGCAAAGCCAUUCGGUGUAACUGAUGUCCUUUCUUGCUAGAGACAGAAAUGGGGUUUGGAAGGUUUGACUUGUAGGCAGGGCCAGGCUAGGCAUGCAGUUUAACAGAUGGAAAACAACAUUGCAAAGAUUGAUGGAAGAAAGCCUUGCUUAUCGUUGUGUUUUCUAUUUUGCUGAGAGCUGAGGACUCUCAGCCUGAGGGCCAAAUAAUAAUAAUAAUAAUAAUAAUAAUAAUAAUAAUAAUACCACCUCACCCAUCUGGCUGGGGAAACCCAGCCACUCUGGGCGGCUUCCAACAAAAGAUUAAAAAUACAUUAAAACAUCAGUCAUUAAAAACUUACCUAAACAGUUUUCAGAUGUCUUCUAAACUUCAGAUAGUUGUUUAUUUCUUUGUCAUCUGAUGGGAGGGCAUUCCACAGGGCGGGUGCCCUACCAAGAAGGCCCUCUGCCUGGCUCCCUGUAACCUCACUUCUUGCAGUGAGGGAACUGCCAGAAGGUCCUUGGAGCUGGACCUCAGUGUCCGGGUUGAACGAUGGGGGUGGAGAUGCUCCUUCAGGUAUACUCGGCCGAGGCUGUUUAGGGCUUUAAAGGUCAGCACCAAGACUUUAAUUGUGCUCAGAAAUGUACUGGGAGCCAAUGUAGAUAUUUCAAGACCGGUGUUAUGUGAUCUUGGCGGCCACUCCUAGUCACCAGUCUAGCUGCCGCAUUCCCUCCUGAGGGCUGUCUGCCACUGGUGGGUGGGGCCAGAGGCAAAAGUGGGCAGAGCAAUGAAUGUUAAUUUCACCUCUGUACAGACAUCUAUUCCUCUCCAUCAUUCUUCCAGCCAAUCCAGAGUCAUGGGCAGAGUUAAAGGAUACAUUUCAGCUAGGUAAAAACACCCAAGGAGGGCAUGAAGGAGGGCCAGAGGUGGUGUGUGAAAAAUCCUGAUGGCCGGAGGCCUGGAGGGUUACAUUCACCCCCAGUCCUGAGGUUCCCCACCCGUGAGUUAGACUUUAUAAUAUAGAGUACAGAUAGAGAAUUUGUAGUCCUCCAACUUUUGCUGAACACCAGCACCCAUCAUCUGUGACCACUGGGCAGGGCUGAUGGACUCCAGCAACACCUGUCAGGGUGUCACAGGCUCACACACACCCCGCCUUGAUGUGGGGUUUACAAAGCCAUUUAACUUGUCCCUGGUUACCUGGCUACUAGCAUUUUUUAAACCUUUUUAUGGGGAGGAGGGAGUCCCAAAAUUUCACUAAUAAGGAAAUCUGUUUACAGAGUGCUGCAAGGCAGAUAUUUAAACCAGUAAUGUUACAUCGCUGUUUUAAAUUUUACAUGUAACAUCCUGCAUGUGCAAAACCCGUGUUAGAUGUCCCGGCUUGUACUCUCAGCUUUACCAUCAUUGAUAAUGUCAGAUUGCACAGCAAAAUACAAUUUUUGGACCACUGUCAAAAGCCACAGGUGCACAAGCAUUGAGCGAUGAUGCCUCCUGGAGCAGUAGGCCAACUGUGUGGGCUAGCUUAAGACCACAAGAGUUAAUGCGCUGGAUCAAACCCAAGACCUGCCCGCGCCACAUCUGCGCCAUACAUUUAAAGCACUGUGACACUACUUUAUGCAAUCAUGGCUUCUCCUAAAGAAUUGUGGGAGCUGUAGUUUAUUAAGGUGCUGAGAGUUGCUAGGAGAUCCCUAUUCCUGGGGCUUUUUUUCAGCCAGAACUCACCAGAUCUCAGUUCCAGCAGCAUCUCUUAGGUGGGCGCCAUUGCCAUUCUAAGAGAACAAGGAAGGUGUUCAUGAUGAGUUCUGCCACCUCUUUCUCUAGAAAAAUAGCACUGCCUAUUCUCCUCACAGAACUACAGUUCCCAGAGUGGCUUAAUAGUCAUGAACUCUGAAGCCUUGUAGCUCUGUGAGGAGAACAGGGACCUCUCAGGCCCCUUAAUAAACUACAGCUCCCUUAAUUCUUUGGGAGAAGCUGUGAAUAUUCAAAGCUUUGAAAGUAUGGUGUGAAUGCGGCCACCUUUCCUAACUGUUGUGGAGCAGAUACCUAUGGGUAGCCCAUAAGCAAGACAUGAGGAAAGAGUGCUCUGCUCAGCAACUCCUCAGCAAUGGGUGUUAGAGGCAAAAAGCUUCUGAGGCUGAAGGUAGUUCAAACACAGACAUCAUGCCUAGUAGCCAUUAGUAGACUUAACCACCACAAAUUCAUCUAAUCCUCUUUAAAUGCCACCUGAAUUGUUGACCAUCUUGGAGCAAAUUUCAUCAUUUUAACCAUGUGCUGUGUGAAUAAGUACUUCACUUUGUCCCGAAUCUUCCAACAGUCUGCUUUCUUGGAUGACCUUACCUUCUAGUAUCACAAGAGAUGGAGGAGUCUCUCCACUCCACACAUGGCUCUGUAUACCUCUCUGAUCCCACACUCACCUUUUUUCCUAAACCCAAACAGCCCCAAUUGCUGUAACUUUGCUGUGUUACUGUAAUUGGCCGGGAAGCGGUGUGGGUCUCACUGUACUCCCUACUAAGCAUCUUGGUUGAAGAGUGAGAUUAUGUUUGCUCAAGGAAAGUUGUUUGCCAGGUGUUGACUUUGCCUAUCUCUCCCCCCCCCCUUUUUAAUACUGCAAGCAAUUAGCAUGGCAGUUUGGGGGCUGUGCAUAUAUCCUCACCUAUUGUGCUGAAAUAAGUUUAUUGUUUAUUUUCCAUUGUGACUUGGCAGCUGUACCCUUUAUCCUAUGCCAGGAGAAAGUGCUAUACACAAAUAUUUGAUUAGGGUUCAGUAAAUGAAAGCAUGUAAUAGACCGAUGACUAUCUGAGGAUCACUAGUUUGCACCCCGGGGGUCAUCCAUCUUGGAAUAAUUACUUGCUGGCAGAGGACUUACUGUUACGAGACUGUUCUGCUUUAGAGCAUCUGUUAGGCUUUGCUUUGUCCUCAUAGUUUGAUCUCUCUUCUUUGGAGUGGCAACCAAAUCCAGAUUGAAACCGGGACCCCAUGCUGAAAAGAUCAUGCUGUGCAAGACAAUCUGUCUUUGAAUGCAUUUCAUUUAUGUAACAGAAUUAAGGAAGCGAGUGGAGUCUUACAGGGGUGGGGCAGGCUAAAAGAAGAGGGCCAGUGAGCUGCAAUCAACAGAGAUCUGCAAAGCUGCAUGAGGAUGUUGAUGACUCGGAAAGGCACUCUGGCCCAGAAUUCUAGGAGUGCAAGACUACCCUUGAGGUUCCUCUCGGAGCAGUUUCCCCGUUCACAGGAAACAGCCCCAUUGCCUGAAUGGUCCAGGUGUUCAUGGAAGAGUUGCCUUCAUGGAAGUGAAUGGAUAAACCUUUACAGGUGUGGGUGCUUCACCUGCGCAUCAGAGCACCCACACUCCCAAGAAAUUAUGUGCUAAUGUUGUUGUUUAGUCGUGUCCGACUCUUCGUGACCCCAUGGACCAGAGCACGCCAGGCACUCCUGUCUUCCACUGCCUCCCGCAGUUUGGUCAAACUCAUGCUGGUGGCUUCGAGAACACUAUCUUACAUUCCAGGUUCCUGUGCAAUAUUUUUCUUUACAGCAUUGGACUUUCCUUUCGCUUCCAGGCAUAUCCGCAACUGAGCGUCCUUUCGGCUUUGGCCCAGCCGCUUCAUCAGCUCUGAAUCUACUUGUACUUGUCCUCCGCUCUUCCUCAGUAGCAUGUUGGACGCCUUCCGACCUGAGGGGCUCAUCUUCCAGUGUCAUAACUUUUAUAUGCCUGUUGUCUUUGUCCAUGGAGUUUUCUUGGCAGGGAUACUGGAGUGGCUUUCCGGUUCCUCCUUCAGGUGGAUCACGUUUGGUCAAAACUCUCCACUAUGACCUGUCCAUCUUGGGUGCCCUGCACGGCAUAGUUCAUAGCUUCUCUGAGUUAUUCAAGCCCCUUCGCCACGGCAAGGCAGUGAUCCAUGAAGGGGAUGUGCUAAUGUAGAUAUCUGCAAAUGUAGUAUAUGUCAUAUAAACCGAUUGGUGAUGCCGUCUAAAUAUUACCCCAUGGGAGCUCCAACUCACCUGCUUCAUUGCAUUUAUGGGAAAGAGACAAAAUACACAGUGUUUUGGGGGAUUGGCAUUGCCCCUGGAAGGCUAGUGGGCUCAGUCUGCUGGAGGCUUGCAAAACGUUCUGUCUGGAAGCGCCCUAAGUGUUCACAGGAACACAAGUCAGAUUCCGUUGUUGUGUUCUUUUCCAAAGCACUUUUUUACAACCUAGGGAUACAAAUCAAUAAGGUGUCCUACCCUAGGGAAACCCAUUAACCAUCACUAUUGGCUGGGCAUGAGGAGCUGGCCUCACUGUGGGUUUGUGUUGCCACAUUUGGUUCACUCAGCAAGCUGGUUGCUCGUCUUUUUUCAAUCCCCCAGUUGUUUGAGGCGGACGCUUAGACACAUAAAUCAACUCAGAUGGCAUAAUUCAAGAUUUGAGAUAAUAAUUGUUGUCCAUGUAUCCUGUAUCUCACAGUUUUUUCCACUUUCAUAGUUAACUAUUAUUGGCUUAAUUUAAAGAUGUUUGAAUAUAUUUUUGAAAAAUAAAAUAUUUUUGUAUAUCCCAACACCUAUGCACUUAUUGAAAAUGUUACGCAGUCUGAAAUUGUUGUGUAAUGUUUCUCUGAGUCAUUUUCAAAUGUGGAAAACUCUAGAAUUUCUCUUUCCAGUUAAUAUUUGCCAUGCACCAUGGUGGUAAUUUGUAGAACUUAUUGUAGUUCCUCUUCUUUUUAUUGUUUGACUUUUAUUUACAGGGUGGAUGGUCCUGCGGGUUGAAGCACUGGAGAUAAUGUUUACCAAUUUCCACUACAGGCCUCACCCCUUUAAAAAUCUACUCUGGGUGUCUUGGUUUUUCUGCCCUGCUUUCCUCGCUUCCUUCCCCCUGUAAUUCUGCCUUUCCUAUUGCAGACCGGACGACGUACUGUUACGACGCACACACGACGAGUCGGUUCUUUUGCACUGCUUCCUUUGGCCGGUGGUGACGUUCCUGGUUGGGGUCCUCAUUGUGGUUCUCACCAUAUGUGCAAAGAGCUUGGCUGUCAAAGCAGAAGCGAUAAAGAAAAGGAAGCACUCCUAAGUGGUUCACUUUCCUUGGAUGAAAGCGGAGGGGAUUUUGUAGGAGGAGUGUCAGCAGUGCCAAAUGCAACUGACAGGCACUCCCGUGGCGCUUCCCAGCGAUGCCCGUUCCCAGUGUAUUGCCAGCUGUUGGUCUUGCUGAUGCCUGAAGAUUACUCUUAGGUUGACCACGCUGUGAAUUGUUAGCUAGCUGCUUCUGCCACUAAAGAAAGCAAAAUGUGUCUAUUCCAAAAAAAAAAUGAUCCUAAGCUGCACCAAACUGGCUGUACUGCAUUUUAUGAAAUCUGAACGAUGGCUCUUCACUCCAGGUCUUUUGAUGGACUGAAGGACAGUUUCUUGGGGGGAAGGACCCCCAAAGUGUGGUUGACUUCAUCUUAGCAAAAUGAUCUUUCUUACCAUUAUUAUUUAGUAUUGAAUAUUUAUUAUUUCCUUUCUCAUAGAC